AUGGCUCCAAAGCUCCUUACAGACCUCCCAUCAGAGAUUCGUCAGAAAAUCUUCAAAGAGUGCCUCAAGGUAGAUGGCGGUUAUAUCUACAAUGCACAAACCGAUAAACUGACCAACGCCGAUGAAGCCCGUACCCCGAUUAACCUCUCCCUUCGAUACACAUGUCGCUCCAUUGCAAGGGACACGGCCACGAUUCCCCUGGCGGUCAACACUAUCCACUUCUCAACCAGCGAUAAGUGGCGCAGCUUGGCCGGUUGCUUCAACCUCGUUGCUACUGCGUACUACAUCCUAGAGCAAGACUUGGCCUUUCAUCUCGCCGAGUCUAUUACUCCAGCAAUGUUCGCCCAGCUCGAUGCCAAGUUUCCCAGAUUCAGGUCUAUGUUUGAAUCAGAACUGGCAAACCAUAAUAUCAGGAACCCCGUAGAGGACAGGCCCCGCUCGAGGAAAGACCUUGUCGAUAGGAUGCGACCUCCCCUCUGCCACUGGGUAGGAUACUUUUUCGGGCUGAAGGUUGACAGGGCUGAUGUCUAUGGCCCUUCUGCCUAUCUUGGCUUUGCUGAUAUUCAUGAAGAAGACUUCAUGGACCCAUGUGGUGAUUUGUCGCGUGGUGGCUCUCAUGAUAGAUGGCAACAGCAGUCAGGGGAUGUCCGAGAUGCACUUUCGUAUUGCCUACGGCUCAUCGCUGAAGAAGCACCAACGGAAUUUGACAAUCAGUUACGCAAGACCUUGCCCCACUGGACCGGUAAGUACCAUCCAAGAGAGUUUCUUGGUCUCAAGUUCAACCUUUGGGACAUCCCCUCAAGGGACGAUGUCGCUCGUGCAUUGGAUCUAUUGGAUAUACAUGACUUUGUAUGGAAGCUUCCUGAAAUAUGGUCAUACCCCCGCGGGUUCUACCGGGAACUCGGCGAUGAUCCCCUCAAGCCACGUGCAGAAAACGCCGAACGAUGUCAAUACGGUGCGGAAUACGAUAAUCCCAUGAGAUUGGUUGAUCAUUUCGAUUAUCGUUAUCUCAAAAAAAUAAGGUUCUCGGCUACCGCUGUAGCAAUACGUUUCCUUAACAAGCUGCCUGCCGAGCAACGAGCCCAAGUUCGCAGGCUCGCAUUGCAUGAAGACUGCCCAUCAGUCAACAUGCCUUCACUCCAUGCCCAGGGUCUGGUCCCUUUAUUCAAGGAGAAUCCCCUACUUCGAGUGGAGCGCUGUGUCAGUCUUUUUGGCUGUAUCCACAACUUCGCGGGGCCGAACACGGACUGGAAGACUCGAGCCAAGACAAGGCCGCUUUAUGGCCCUUCCUUCCUCCCAAAGCUACAAUCCUGGCUCAUUGACGCUCUUGCUAUACAGGACUUAGAUAUUCCCGCAGGCUCUUUUACUUUUACGCUGGAGGGUGGUGUCCAUAGCGAAUUUUGCACCGACGUUUUCCAGGGGUGCGUCAUGAUGGGCAUUGCCGAGGGCGAGGCAUUCCAUAAAUGCCGCGAACUAGGCCUUUUCAGAUCUAUAGAACAGAUCGGUGUCAACCCCGAUCGCUUUUCCCUUGAUCCCAGAUUCAAGGAAGGCAUUGAACAUUUGGUGAACAAGACAUCGAUCCUGCGUUCUGAUUUUAACCCUGGAGUUCUGGUAGACCCAGACACGUUGGUCGAGGAAAGUCAAGGAUUUGAUGAUUUGGAGGACCUUGUUGAGCGAUGGGAGUUCGAAGCAGGAUCUUUUGGCUGCGAAACGCCUCCUGAUCUAUUCUACGAUGUUAUGCUCCCUGCCGUAUUUGACAUUCAGACCAGGGAGCAGUAUAUCGAGUCACAGGGAGGAAAGGUCAAGGAACCAGAUUUGUAA
Molecule: messenger RNA, 1821 nt
Organism: Fusarium subglutinans
Lineage: Eukaryota; Fungi; Ascomycota; Sordariomycetes; Hypocreales; Nectriaceae
Exons: 1
Coding region: 1-1821 (606 amino acids)
Source: RefSeq, a predicted model, not a curated record